AUGGGUUGGGCUGAUGUGGGCUAUCACUCGGACCAUAUCCUGAGCCCCAAUAUUGACACUCUGGCCGCCGAUGGGGUUGUAUUGAACCAAUUUUACACACAUUCAGUGGGCGUUCAAAGUAGGACAGCGUUGUUCACAGCCGUUCAUCCCAUACACACCGGAUAUCAUGGGCCAGAAUUGGCUCAGUGUUCGCCCACUGGUCUCCCACUACACCAUAAACUGUGGCCGCAAUACAUGAAGCAAUACGAUUACUCCACACAUAUUGUCGGUAAAUGGCAGUUGGGUUUUGCGCGCAAGGACUACACGCCUACCCACCGGGGCUUUGAUUCGCACGUGGGCUUUUGGUCGUAUUUUAAACACUACUAUCAGCACACGGGCUGCGAAUCACCAAGGGCGUUUAACACGAGCCAUCCUAUUUGCGGCCAUGAUUUCCGGCACAAUAUGACCUCAACAACAGAAGGCACCGGUGUUUACGCCACACACUUAUAUCGAGAUCGAUAUAACCAUGAUCAAUCGCGUCCACUAUUCCUUGUGCUGUCACAUCAGGCCCUGCAUGCCUACAAUCUAAUACAACCCGAUCCCGGAUAUAUUCCAUAUAUGGAUAGGUUUGCAUACAUUGCUAACAAACGGAGACAGACAUUGGCCGCAAUGGCGUACGCGUUGGACGAGUCAAUCGGCGCUGUUGUCCAGCGCUUACAAACUCGACAAAUGCUUAACAAUAGUAUUGUUGUGUUCGUCAGCGAUGGGGGACCUAAUAUAUCGCUAAGAGUGCCGGCAUUUAUUUGGAGUCCAUUACUGGCCAAAAGUGGUUACAUUUCCGACGCUCUCUUCGAUGUGGCGGAUGUGUUGCCAACCGUUUUGGAAGCUGUGAUCGAUAGCCAUCACAAU
Molecule: messenger RNA, 888 nt
Organism: Medioppia subpectinata
Lineage: Eukaryota; Metazoa; Arthropoda; Arachnida; Sarcoptiformes; Oppiidae
Source: the annotation of a GenBank genome assembly